AACUUUUAUCAGCGAAUAACGUUAGUUGUAUCUCCUCUGUGCGAAACGUGAAAACGUGGGUCAACACGGAAGCCGUCACACUUUACAGCGGAAGUCGGGUAAGGCAACCAGGGAGCGUAGUUCCUGGUUGGUUUUUUUUUUUUUUUGCAUUCUUUAGCUUUCAGUCGAUCUUACGAUUUUACUCCGGCAAACCGGUCGCCAUCUGGAGCGUGCUGCCCUGUGUUGGGAGAACAAUUCUUGUGCCAACGGUUUACCCCGGAGAGACCAUUGGUCUGUGUCUGUCAUCAGUUUCCGGCGUGCGUUUGUGGCUCUGGUAUCACUGAACAGGAAGACAGACGCACAGAGACGUCUGCACUGAGAGAGGAAACUGCUGCGGGUUCUUCGUCGGCCUCAGAAUGACUGAGUUCUGGGUUUGUUUCAGCUGCUGCAUUGCAGAGCAGCCACAACCUAAACGGCGGCGACGGAUCGAUCGCUCCAUGAUCGGGGAGCCAACAAACUUUGUUCACACCACACAUGUAGGCUCGGGGGACAUGGGCCAUGGAUUGGCAUCUGUGGACCUUGUUCAGGCCCAGAUGAAAUCUAAAGGGGGCUACGUGCAUGGAGGUUCUGAAGGUUCUCAGUUGUAACAAGCCCUUCACAGUCUUGUGGAAACUACUGUUGUUGAUAUGAGGAAGCGUUUUCAAAAAGCAGUUCUGUCUGUAUCGGACACAGGACCAAAAGAUGAAACUACUGCUUUUCCAUAAUGUUGUAUAUAUUUUUUUAUUUUUUUCAUUUUUUUUUUUUUUUUUUUUUUUUUUAAUGAAAGCACUGCUAUCCAUUUGCUGCCAUACUGUUGCACUGUAAAGAGUAACUGUUAAGAAUAGAUAAGAGGGUUUAGAAAGCUCAUAAUCUCAGUCAGACGUAUGCUUGUGUGUAUGCAUGAGGAAAAUAUUUUCAAAAAUAUUUGCGGUUGUAGCCCAUUUGGAUGCCUGUAUUUAUUUUCUGAUUUGUAAAUGGACCUCAUGGUGGCUGGGCCACGCUGGAGAUUUGGAGCAUUCAGUUUCCUUCUUUAUUAUCAGAGGUUUAUCAAAGGACAGGUAGAGGUAGCGAGGCAAAAAGCUAUAUGUUCAUUGUCUUAUUCUGAGAAAUACUCAUCUUCCGAGUUGCUUUCAGGGUUGAAGAUUGCUGUCUUGUAAUAAACUUGAAUGAGUAGAGUACACUGGAUCAUACAUUGUACACUCACACUUGCUAGGGAAUUUUGCAUUGAUUUCAACAGUUUUUUUGUUGUUUUUUUUAUACACAUUUAGAUUAAACCAUAUAUAAUUUUAAUAAACUAUAAACUUCCUAAUCUGCCUUCUGAAGUCAUGUUUAUUUGUUUUACCAGUGACGUUUCACGCUGCAAAUACUGAGCGUAGUGGUUCCAAGACGAUUCAUAGUUUUCUGUCUUUUCUUCUUUUUCCAAGGCUUGUGUACCAGCAGUAGACCAAGAAUUAAACUUGGAAGUAACCAAAUCACACUGCAAACAGCGCCACAAAUGUGGGUCAGGGUUGAUACAGCCAGCAGUAUUCUCAAACCUGUAGUAAAUCUACUGUUUGAACAUUUCUUUUUUUGGUUUGUUGUACUGCUGUGCUGCCUUUCCCCUCACACAGUUUGUGUUACACACUGUUCCUUGUCAUGACAUCUCUUGACAUAAAAAUAAUCUUUCUUGUCAUUUAUUUGGCUGAUACACUCAAAAUCCUGUCAGAAAGGUAUCUUGUCCCUCCAGAGGUCUUAGUAGUUUUGCGUUUCUUUUGAAAACUCGAAUGCCGCAGCUCCUUAAAGCUGCCAGAUGCUACUAAAUCUGGCACUCAACCUAAUGCGACUCACCUUUGUAGCAGUGUUUGUGAUCAGGUUGCUUCAGUGUUAAAAGAUGUUUUCAUGUGAUGUUAACAUUAUUUUGUCCAAACCAUUUAAAAUGACAAAAAGUGAUAUCUCCUUUGUCAAGGGUAUAUCAUUUUCUAUAAAGGUUUCCUCUCUUAGGGGAAAGUAAAUAAGUGCAGCUCAUAUUGGCUGAUUACGUUGGUUGUCAGUUGUGUUAGGGAUCAGACUAGAGUUAAGAUUCUCCCUUUUUAUUGACCGGCUGGUACACUUUCGGCCCUCAGUAUUGCCAUUAUUGUUCAUCAUGUACACACUGCUCAUCGCUACUCACAGUCAUUAUAAAUGAAAAGUGUCGACCAAACCCGCCAGGCCUGGAUCUAUUAAUACAUGUGAUUAUUUGUCCUCCAUGUACAUCAUAUGAUAACAACAGAAUGUGGUUCUUUUAUUAAGUCAAGCGAAAGUCUGUGUAAAUUGUUGUUAAAUAAGUGCUAUUGUCCUACUAUUUAUGAUAAAAGAAUGAUAUAUUUGGUGUUGGUACCAGGCAACAUGAAUGCUGGAUGGAUAUUCUCACAUAUGUAAUAUAUUGUCAUUUACAGCCUUAAAACUGCUGGUAACCACUUUCCCAACACAGAUUUAAUAUUGUGAUUCAUCAGGCUAAAAUAUUGUCACAUAGCUCAUCUGUCCCUCUUUAAAUGUUUCUGUAGUAAUUCCUGUGUGAAAAGAGAUCCAAAAAUGCGUAGACUAGUUUGUGUUUUCCAGCUCUGUGCUGAACGCUGCAGUAUGCAGUAUAUUAUCUGACCAGCAGGCUGUGCUAGUGGACUGGUUGAAUGUGACUUUAAAAAUUGUUGGGAUUAUUAUGAUGACACUGUAAAUACUUAACAUGAAAGUAAAGGAUCCAUGGUUUAUAUAUGUAUUCAGGGUCAUACAUAUAUUUUAGGUUACUUUUCUUUAUAACAUAACUGGGAAGGCAGAGAGUUGGAGCAGUGUUUUUUUUUUGUUGUCUUUCCUCAGGGACUGCCUGAUAUGUAGUUCCCACUUUAAGGGAAGUUCAUCUGUCUUUCUUCUGCAUUUUUCAGAAUAAUGACAAAUAAAUGUUAAAUGUUGAUGUUU
Molecule: messenger RNA, 2946 nt
Organism: Perca flavescens (yellow perch)
Lineage: Eukaryota; Metazoa; Chordata; Actinopteri; Perciformes; Percidae
Gene: cdc42se2
Product: CDC42 small effector 2
Exons: 5
Coding region: 396-626 (76 amino acids)
Biological process (GO): regulation of Rho protein signal transduction
Cellular component (GO): plasma membrane
Molecular function (GO): small GTPase binding
Source: RefSeq, a predicted model, not a curated record